AUGGCUUCCAAUCGAAACGACGCAGAAGCCACGACAGUUCUUCUAUUUGGGCCCCAGGCUUUGUCAUUCACUGAAGAAUCUCUUCAACGAGUGCGAGUUGCGUUGAGCGAUACCGCUGAAAAUGCCUGGAUGCGCCAAGUUGUUGAGCAGCUCCCGGAAUACACUAAUCAGGUUGCUAAGAAACUUCCCAGGCUUGAGGCCACUCCGGCAGCCAGGCUACAGGACGGCUUAAAGGACUGGCUGAAGAUUGAGGAGUGCAUGGUCCCAGCUACUUCCAAGAGCCUUCCAAAUGCUCUCCUCACACCUCUCGUUGUUCUUGAUCAACUGGCACAGUAUUCACAGUAUGUAAAACUAGCUCAUGUCGAGACAGGGCUUGGUGCAGAUCGAUAUGGUCCUCAGCCUCGUCGCAUCCGAAGCCUGGGCUUCUGCACCGGCCUCUUGAGUGCGAUUGUUGUUUCCAGUGCCUCAAACAAGGCCGAAUUUGAAAGAUACGCUAUGGUAGCGGUUCGCCUGGCUGCUGUGAUUGGGGCUCUGGUGGAUGCAGAGGAUGCAAUUGGCCAAUACGGCGAAUCAAAGAGUUUUUCUGCUGUGUAUCAUUAUUCUCAGCAAGAAAUGCAUCUGAAAAACAUACUGCAAGAGUUUCCCGAGGCGUAUAUUUCUGUCAGUUACGAUGAAAGUCGAGCAACCAUCACAACUUCCAAGAGUACUGCGCAAGUACUCCAACAACGACUCCGAGAAACAGGCAUAACGGCUCAGGCCAUCGGUCUCCGAGGUCGAUUCCAUUAUCCAGAUUACGAGAAAGACCUUGCACGCUUGAUAGAAAUAUGCGAUUCUACGCCUGAGCUUCAACUUCCAGAGGUUGCUGAUACAGUCAUCCCACUGAGUUCACUUUCCGGUGGUGAACUGAUUACCAAAGGAAGGUUGCAUCAUAUUGCCCUUCGAGAAAUUCUCGUCGAGCAAUCGCAAUGGGGCAAGACGUUUGAUAACAUGUUGCGAUCAAGCCUUGUCAACAAACAAUCCUUGGUCGUUUUGUUCGGUUCCGAAAAGUGCGUUCCUCCUACUGCCAUGCCCCAGGUGAUUGGACAAGUCAUCUACAUGACGGAUCAGCGAGAGGCGAGCUCAAGACUCUCAGCUCUCAAGACAACCGCCGAAACAGUCUCCGAAGACGAAAUUGCGGUCAUCGGAAUGGCCAUUAAGGUUGCUGGGGCCGACGAUUCCGAUGAGUUCUGGGAUUUGAAUCUCACAGGAGAGUCACAACACAAGGAGGUUCCAGAAGAACGGUUUACCUUUGAUACCCAGUGGCGCACCGCAGACCCCACGAGAAAGUGGUAUGGUAACUUUUUGCGAGACCACGAUGCAUUUGACCACAAGUUCUUCCAAAAGUCUCCCCGUGAAGCAACUACCCAAGAUCCUCAGCAACGACUUUUCCUUCAAUCUGCUUACCAGGCGGUGGAGCAGUCGGGUUAUUUCAAUUCUCCCCAUGCAGAUAGAGAUGUGGGAGUGUUCGUGGGAGUAUGUGCCGCCGAUUACGAAGCGAACAUCGCCUGCUAUCCCCCGAACGCGUUCUCAGCCACGGGAAAUUUGAAGAGUUUCAUCGCAGGGAAGAUAAGUCAUUAUUUUGGAUGGCAUGGGCCUGGGUUGACGAUCGAUACCGCAUGUUCGGCCUCUGCGGUUGCAGUUCAUCAAGCAUGUAAAGCGAUUCAGACUGGGGAGUGUACAGCAGCCUUGGCUGGAGGCACUAAUGUCAUGACAUCCCCACUCUGGUUCCAAAACCUCGCAGGUGCUUCAUUCUUGAGUCAGACAGGUCCAUGCAAGGCCUUCGAUGCGAAGGCAGAUGGUUACUGUCGUGGAGAAGGUGUUGCGUGCGUGUUCCUGAAAAAGAUGACCAAGGCUAUUGAGGACGGCGACCUGAUCAUUGGAUCCAUUCGGAGUACGGCUGUGUAUCAAAAUGACAAUUGCACGCCCAUAUUUGUUCCAAACGCACCGUCUCUUUCCGGUCUCUUCGAUGAUGUUAUACAGAAGUCUGGCCUCUCUCCUAAAGAUAUCAGUCUUGUCGAAGCUCAUGGGACUGGCACCCCUGUCGGUGACCCAGCCGAGUGGGAUAGUAUCCGGAAGUCUUUAGGUGGAAGAUCUGUACGAUCAGUUCCCAUGCCUGUUGGAUCUGUAAAGGGAUUGAUUGGACACACCGAAUGCACUUCUGGUGUGGUGGCCUUGAUUAAGGUCCUCUUGCUCAUUCAUUAUGGUGUAAUUCCACCCCAGGCAAGCUUCGAAAAAUUGAGCCCUGGUUUGAAAGCUACUGCGGAUGAUAUGCUUCAAAUUUGCACAAGACAGACACCUUGGAAUGUUGACUUUCGCGCUGCGCUCAUCAACAAUUACGGAGCCUCCGGGUCUAAUGCAUCAAUGAUUGUGACACAGCCACCGAAGGCCCUCAGCAACGGAUCAUUUCCCACUUCCAGCGAUCUUGAAAAGCAUGUAUUCUGGCUCACUGGGUCUGAUGAACGGAGUCUUCGCGAUUAUGCGAGCAGAUUGAGUAGCUUCGUUGCAUCUCGAACAAUUUCAUCGCUUGCUAGUUUGUCCUUUAAUGCAUCCCGCCAGUCAAAUCGAGCUUUGUCGCAAGGUCUGAUUUUCAGCUCGGGUUCAAUUGAAGAGCUACAGAUUCAAUUGAGUGACUUUGCCCAGGGAGAGGGGAGACUGACUGCCACGAUGCGAAAGCCAGCUCGUCCAGUCAUACUUUGCUUCGGAGGCCAAACCUCCAAAUUUGUUGGGUUGGACAAAAGAGUCUACGAUUCCAUUGGCUUACUGCGCACAUACCUUGAUCGCUGCAGUGCAACUCUCGAGGCACUCAGUCUCGAUGGAUUAUAUCCCACGAUUUUCAAGAAGAGCCAGGUUGAUGACCCUGUCAAGCUCCAGACUAUGCUUUUUGCUUUGCAGUACUCAUGUGCAAAAUGCUGGAUUGAAUGUGGCAUCAAGCCUGUGGCGGUUGUUGGACACAGCUUCGGAGAGCUUGUUGCUCUGUGUAUCGCCGGUGUGCUCACUCUCAAGGACUCGCUUCAAGUGGUCGCUGGGCGAGCUCAGCUUAUCAAUACUAGCUGGGGUACUGAACCAGGGGCUAUGAUGGCAGUGGAGGGUAAUUUGAACGACGUAGACACUCUACUAAGAACUGCCGAAAGCCGAUGCCCCAAGGAAACACCUGCCACUGUGGCCUGCUACAAUGGGCCCACAAGCUUCACGCUGGCUGGAUCCACCAAAGCUAUCGACGCAGUAGGUGAAUGCAUCUCCUCGGCUCCCGGAGUUCGUGGCAAGAAACUUUCAGUAUCCAACGCGUUUCACUCUACUCUUGUUGAACCACUCAGAGACCAGCUUGGAAAGCUAGCUGAAGGUGUGAUUUUCGGAGAGCCAAGAUAUCGGUGGGAGAGGGCCACUGAGAAUCCUUCCUCUUCUUGCGUCGGGCCAGAGUUCUUCGCAUCGCACAUGCGAGAUCCAGUUUACGCCAACCAUGCCUUCCAGAGACUUCAUCAAGAAUUCCCCUCUGCAAUCUGGCUGGAGGCUGGAUCAAACUCAACCAUCACAAAAAUGGCCAAUAAAGCCCUCGGCUUCCCUUCUGACUCUUAUUUCGCUGAUAUCAACAUCACUUCCGAGUCUAGCAUGCAAGCGUUGUCGGAUAGCUUUGUAAAUAUGUGGAAGGAGGGACUUGCUAUUCCACACUGGGCCCAUCAUCACAGUCAGGCGAAGACCUAUUCAACACUUCUACUUCCCCCAUAUCAGUUUGAGAAGUCACGCCAUUGGCUCGAGCUCAAGAAGCCCCAGGCAAUCCAACCAAUCGAGUCGUCAAAGACCCAACUUGAAGACCUUCCAACACAACUAUACACAUUCAUUGGUUACGAAGACGAAGCGAAGCAGAAGGCACGCUUCAGGAUCAAUACAAUGAUCCAAGCUUAUGAGGACUUUGUUUCCGGUCAUUUGAUCGUGCAAAAUGCUCCAAUUUGCCCAGCAACGUUGGAGGUUUCCAUCGCAAUCGAGGCACUUUUCUAUUUGUGUCCCGACUUCAAAGCUGCUGGCCUACAACCACAGAUCGCAAAUGUUGAAAAUAUGGUCCCGAUAUGUGUUGACCCCUCUCGUGUCCUCUGGCUAGACCUCGUAGCAACUGGGUCUGACUUUAAAAACUGGGAAUGGCAAAUGGUCAGCACAAGUGAAAGCGGGGAAUCAAAAUCAACACACGUGAAAGGCCAGAUCAUAUUUCAGUCUACAUCUGAUGCUCAAGCGGAGUUCUCCCGUUACGACCGUCUUGUUCCCCACCAUAGAUGCACAGAGGUACUCAACGCCUCAGAUCCGGAUGAUGUUCUCCAGGGGAGGAACAUGUACAAAGUUUUCGCUGAGAUUGUGGACUACUCUGAGCCUUAUCGCGGCCUUCAAAAGCUUGUUGGGAAAGGGACCACCUCCGCUGGUCGAGUUGUCAAGCAGCAUUUGGGAGAGACUUGGCUCGAUACUCAUCUUUCAGACUGCUUCAGUCAGAUAGGAGGGUUCUGGGUGAACUGUAUGACUGAUCGCUCGGCCUCCGACAUGUAUAUUGCGGCUGGCUUUGAAUCCUGGAUUCGCAGGCCGGGAAGUACAACCUCACCCGAUGAUUCCGUAAAGGCUUCUAUAUGGGACAUUGUGGCGUAUCACUUCAAGGCGUCAGAAAAGGCAUACACUACCGAUAUCUUCAUCUUUGAUGCCACGAGUGGUGUUCUUUGUGAGGUCAUCCUUGGCAUUAACUAUUCGAAACUACCAAAGUCUUUAAUGGCCAAGAUGCUGACGAAGCUGACUGGCCCGGGAGUGAAGAAAGUUGAGAUUGAGUCGCCGUCCAUGGCUCCAUCAAUCACUGCACCUCCUAGCUCAUCGGGGCCGGCAACAGUCAAGCCGGAAGCACAAGGAAGAGAACCAGUCUCUGUUUCAGCGCCAAGCUCUGGGGAAGGCUUCAAUUCGAAGAUCCCUAGCAUUGUCGUUGAAGUCCUUGCGGAGUUGUCUGGUGUGGAGCCCGACGCCAUCAAGAUGUCAACGAAGCUUGCGGACAUUGGGAUAGACUCACUAGUUGGCAUGGAGAUGGUUCAUGAUUUGGAGUCUAAGUGUGAAUGCUCAUUAGAUAUGGAUAUGAUGGCAGAAGUGGUCACAGCGGAAGACGUUGUGCAAUGCAUUCACAAAACACUCGGUAUCGAAGGAGGAUUUGAAGGACAAGAUGAUGACAGCAACCUCACACCUUCAAGUUGCACUCAGAGCCCACGUACCGCCCCAGUCUCCGAAUCAAGCUUUUCAGACAUUGAUCAACUGUCUAAGAAGGACUCGGCACGUGAACUCAAGCUCUCUGCUUCAGACGUGCUCGAAACUUUCGAAGAAGCAAAGAAACUUACCGAUCAAUUCAUCACAGAUUUCAAUUGUUCUGGCUACAUGGAUAAUGUCAACCCAAAGCAAACUCAACUCUGCAUUUCCCUUACUAUCGAUGCCUUUGAGAAGCUUGGUUGCAAUCUGCGGACGGCCAAAGCUGGUGAGACCUUGCCUCUCAUCAGCCAUGCUCCGCAGCAUGAACGGUUGACGCAAUAUCUCUACGACAUGCUUGAGAACGAAGGGCGAUUGAUCGACGUUGAUGACGGCAAAAUCGUGCGAACAGCUGUCUCCGUAACGCACAAAUCUAGCAAGGAGAUACUGGCUAGCUUAGAAGCUGCAUUCCCAGAGCACAGCUGCGCUAAUCGUCUGGCUUUCUUCUGCGGUACACGCUUGGUCGAAGUGCUUGAAGGAAAGCUUGACGGAGUGAAGUUGAUUUUUGGUAAUGAAGAGGGUCGACAACUUGUUUCGGGGCUAUACGGAGACACUCAGCUCAACAAGAUCUUCUAUAAACAAAUGGAGGAUAUUUUGACUCGUCUGAUCUCCCGCAUCCCGCAGGGUUCCGGUCCUCUUAAAAUCCUUGAGAUGGGUGCUGGUACAGGUGGAACGACGAAAUAUCUUGUACCACUGCUAGCAAACCUUGGAGCGCCUGUUGAGUAUACGUUCACUGAUCUUGCACCAUCAUUCGUUGCGGCUGCUCGCCGACAGUAUAAGGCCUACCCAUUCAUGAAUUUCCGCGUCCAUGAUAUUGAGAAAGAGCCCGCAGAAGAUCUCAUCGGAACGCAACAUCUCGUCAUAGCCAGCAACGCUGUUCAUGCUACCCACAGCUUGACUAUUUCAUUGAGGAAUAUGCGCAAGAUGCUCCGAUCAGACGGCUUCCUGAUGAUGCUUGAAAUGACUCAAACUGUUCCAUGGGUGGAUAUUAUUUUCGGCCUCCUCGAGGGCUGGUGGUUAUUUGAUGACGGUCGUAAACAUGCGAUCACUCAUGAAUCCCGGUGGGAGACGGAGUUGCAUUCAGUUGGCUAUGGUCAUGUAGAGUGGACGGAUGGUCACCUACCAGAAAACAAGCUACAGCGCAUCAUCAUUGCCAUGGCUUCUGGUCCGCAAUUCGAUCGACUUCGUCUUCCUCCGAAGCAAACAAUACAGUCAAAUUUCAACACUACUGAGAGAGCGGCCGCUGUAAAUGACUACCUGGAGAGAUUCACUUCCGGCUUUGCUAUGCAACCACCGGCAUCACCCCAAGUCAAUAGCAAGGGAGUUCGUGCACAAUGUGUCCUCGUGACUGGGGCAACAGGUAGUCUCGGUGCACACCUGGUGAUGGAAUUUCUGGGCAGACCCGACGUUGAGACAGUGAUCUGCCUCAACCGCCUCAGUCGCGGGAAUAACCCCGAGCAACGACAACAGAGAUCGAUGGAGGAAAAGGGACUGGAACUAGGUUCGUCUUAUCAGUUUUCCAAGCUUCGCAUCAUCGAAACCGAUACAUCGAAGCCUCAAUUGGGCCUCACUGCCGAACGCUAUCGAGAGCUUACCGGGAUGGUUACUGCUGUCGUACACAACGCGUGGCCCAUGAGUGGCGCCCGACCAAUUCGAGGUUUCGAAGCGCAAUUUGCAACCAUGCGCAACAUGAUUGAUCUUGCGCGCGAUGCAGCCUACGUAUCCCAGACAAUCACUUUCCAAUUCAUCUCCUCCAUUGCUGUCGUUGGCCACUAUCCGCUCUGGAGCGGUAAUCCAAAUGUCCGAGAACGCGAGAACGUUGGUAUUGAAUCGAUACUACCAAAUGGAUACGGAGACGCAAAGUAUGUCUGCGAACGUAUGCUUGACGCUACAUUGCACAAGUAUCCAGAAUAUUUCCGCCCCAUGUGUGUCCGUCUAGGCCAGGUAGCUGGAAGUAGCAAAACUGGCUACUGGAACUCGCUGGAGCAUCUGAGUUUUUUGAUCAAGUCUUCCCAAACCCUUCGCGCAUUCCCAGACUUCAAGGGCGAGCUGUCAUGGACUCCGGUGGAUGCUGUUGCAUCGACUUUGGCAGAUCUGGUUUCCUACAGUGCCUCUGAUUUCUCCGCCGCAAGCACUGUCUAUCCUAUCUACCACAUCGACAAUCCCGUUCGUCAGGCCUGGAGCCACAUGGUCCCAGUCCUAGCAGCUGCCCUUAAAAUUCCACAGACCAAAAUUCUUCCUUUCACAGAAUGGGUGUCUCGUGUGAGACACUUCCCUGGAUCUGUCGAGAAAGACAAUCCCGCGUUCAAGCUCAUUGACUUCCUGGACGACAACUUCCUACGCAUGUCCUGUGGUGGUUUGCUAUUGGACACCGUUCAUACGCAGCAACACUCACCUACACUUGCGUCACUGGGAUCUGUGAGCAACGAGACCGCUGGAAGCUAUAUUCGGCAUUGGAAGGCGACUGGGUUCCUAGCUGCUUAA
This is a messenger RNA of Penicillium manginii, 7776 nucleotides long. RefSeq lists its product as uncharacterized. The record is from RefSeq and is a predicted model, not a curated record. Gene Ontology annotation, molecular function: acyltransferase activity. Bases 1 to 7776 code for a protein of 2591 amino acids. The transcript has 7 exons. NCBI's taxonomy places the organism in Eukaryota, Fungi, Ascomycota, Eurotiomycetes, Eurotiales, Aspergillaceae.